UAUUAAAGGUUAUAAAAUUUUAUCUCUAUAAUGUUAUGGCGUAUAAUUUUGUUUAUUGUUACUAUCGUGUUUGUACAAUCAUACCCAAGUGAUAUAACUGAACUAGAAGACUCGCACAAUGAAUCUAAUACGGAAAAUGAAAUAACAAAUGGCAGAAUUCAUAUGACAUUGAAACAAUAUCACUGCGCAUGGAAUGAUUCGAGUAAUUCAAAGCUGCUGACAUUCGGCUCCAAAUCGUGGGUAUUCCCAAAACAAGACGUUAACUUAGUUUUGUCCUAUCCUGACAAGAAUGAAACCAUAAAGAGUAACGAUGUGAUAACCAAAUUCAAUGUAUCAAUUACGAUAGAUAACACCUACAGUAGAGGAUAUAUCACAUCUGGGGGUAUCCUUCAGGAUCACAUAUCUCUAUCUUUCGUGUUCAGCGGCAUAACAUCUCUAUCGUAUCAGUUCUGGCUGUACGGAUUGCCGGACGACUAUGUACCCCGAGUCGAUCCUCACACAAAUAUAUAUAACAUGUGCUAGAAAUGUAUAUCCACCUCUAAAUAUUUGCCAAAUAUUUGGAAUUACUCUGUUCCCUUUUGAUUGACAAACAUUUUAUGCCAGGCUAUAAACGUUUGACAAAUGUUUGGAACCACGUUGUAAAGGUUUAAAUAAAAUUUAUUAUGUAAAUACAAAGAUGUACAU
Messenger RNA from Papilio machaon (common yellow swallowtail), 684 nucleotides. RefSeq lists its product as uncharacterized. The record is from RefSeq and is a predicted model, not a curated record. NCBI's taxonomy places the organism in Eukaryota, Metazoa, Arthropoda, Insecta, Lepidoptera, Papilionidae. The coding region runs from base 31 to 522 and encodes 163 amino acids. The transcript has 4 exons.